Messenger RNA from Hyaloperonospora brassicae, 1767 nucleotides. NCBI's taxonomy places the organism in Eukaryota, Oomycota, Peronosporomycetes, Peronosporales, Peronosporaceae. The record is from the annotation of a GenBank genome assembly.
AUGGAAGUGUCUCGGCCUGUGGGCAAAAGUGCGGCCGAAGACGUGCCAGUGUCGGCGACCCGAAGCCACAGCCAAUUGAGCGACUACUCGAGCGGCAAAUUCAGUCUGAGCCUCGAAGCGUCGCAGGCGCAGCGCCUGACGGAGAGUGGCGGACGCGUGAGCUCGACGUAUGGCCAUCGCCAGACAGAAAUGCGCCUCAAAGCUGCCGAGUUCGAUGACCUGCCGCCCGAGCGGACAAAGGACUACAAGGGCCGCAUUCGAACGUGGCCGGGGCUGUUGCUCCUGCUGUUGCUGCUCGGCGGCGCAGCAGUUGUCAUUGUCAAGCAGGCGAUGGAGACCAGUGAGUUCAUGAAAGCCGACCACGAAACCUUUGAGCGGGAACAAACGAGACGGCGCAAGAUCAAGGACGGGAUGGACGACGACAAGGUGCUCAUGUCGGACGACGGACAGGUGGGGAACCCAAAGAAGUACCCCGACAUGGGCUGUGAGCUGCCCGACUACCAGAGCAAAAAGGGGAAAAUCAUUGCCGUGUCCAAGAACGGCACGGAAGUGCCCGUGGGGAUCAAAGGCGUCAACUGGUUUGGCAUGGAAACGGGACUGGCCAUUCCAUUUGGGCUGUGGGAGAACAUGGACAACGGCACGUCGGUCUACGAAGUGGCGGCGUUUCUCGCUCGCAACAACUUCAACAGCGUUCGUUUGCCUGUGUGUAUCAAGAACAUCCUCAACGACGUGGCCCCGGAGAAGUCGCUGAUCAACUUGAACACGAAUCGAGCCGUCAACAUCACGUCGUACAUCACAACGAUCCAGUCGAUCGUCGAAGCACUUGGAUACCGUCAAGUGUCUGUCCUCAUCAGUCUCCAUACGCUAGACCAGAAGAAGUCGGGCGGCGCCUGGUUCAGCGAGGAGCUCGAUGUGACCGAAGACCAGUUCCUCGAAGCAGUGGACAUCUUGUCGCAGAACUUGUGUAGCUCCAAGUACUGGAACAUUGUCGGCCUCGACCUGAAGAACGAGCCGCACGAGUGUUCGUGGGGCGGCGCUGCACCGGACUGGCAAAAGGGAGCGACAUUGAUUGGCAACCGGAUGCUGGAAGGCUGUCCGAGUUGGCUGGCGUUCGUCGAGGGCAUCGCGUCCAAGGGAACGAUCACGCUAAAUGGCAAAGAAGACACGUUCUUCGACUGGUGGGGCGGAGGGCUGGCCGACGCCAGCGGGAAUCCUCCCGUCUUUGACAUUGAAAACAAGCUAGUGUGGUCACCGCACUACUACAACACUGGCGUGAGUCCGGCGUGGUAUCUCUACGACGGCGGCACUCAGACUGCUGAAGGUGGGCGCGAGGGCUACGUCGAGCUCGACGACAAGACGCUGCGCAACAACGUGGAGAAGACGAUGGAAAAAAUGUUUGGCUACUUGCUGAAGGAGGACACGAACACGGCGAUGGUCAUGGGCGAGUUCGCUGGACUGUACAGCAAAGACGCCCACCCGAUGCUCACGACGAAGCGCACGACAGAUUACACGAUUGAGGUCAUGCUCAAAGCAAAGUACGCUGGAGCGUACAUGUGGUCGUUGAACCCCGAGAGCGCGUACCAGUUCAAUCCGGCCGACACUUAUGGUCACUUCACGGAAGGUCUGCUCGAGGACGACUGGCUCACACCGAACAAGGUGUUUGUCGAAGGUAUGGCUGCGCUGGACAAGAUGAAGAACCUCCAGCCGUUUCCGUGUUUCCCCGAGGAAGUCGAGGAGGAGGCGUCGUCGUUAGAAAAGGAGGAGUAG